Messenger RNA from Pipistrellus kuhlii (Kuhl's pipistrelle), 1372 nucleotides. RefSeq names its product Ras homolog, mTORC1 binding (gene RHEB). The record is from RefSeq and is a predicted model, not a curated record. Lineage: Eukaryota; Metazoa; Chordata; Mammalia; Chiroptera; Vespertilionidae. Bases 410 to 964 code for a protein of 184 amino acids. Gene Ontology annotation, biological process: small GTPase-mediated signal transduction. The transcript has 8 exons. Gene Ontology annotation, cellular component: plasma membrane. Gene Ontology annotation, molecular function: GTPase activity; GDP binding; GTP binding.
UAAACAUCGGCGGAAGACGGUGGGAGGGUCAUGACGCAGCGAGUUUCAGUCGUGACUUUUCCCGAGGCGUCUCAGCGCCCCUGCUCUUCCCCUUUAAAGUAAAACGUCGUCCGACCCAUCUCCGUGCGUCUCGGGGGCGGGGGCGGCCAACGCAGCCGGCGGCGCGAGGCUGACGCGGACGACGGCGGGCGGCGGCGAGGGUCACGUGGGCGUGUUUGGGGGCGGGGCCGCGCGGCGGUUCCGGGCGGUUGGGCGCGCGAGCGAGGAGCGGAGGCAGCCGCGCCCGCCCGCCCCGCCCCUGGAUGCCGCUCUGCCCCGGCGCGGCCGCCGCCGAUCGCAGCACAGGAGUCGCCGCCGCCGCCGCCGCCGCGGUUCAUGUGGUUGGCCCGGGGCUGAGGAGGCCGCCAAGAUGCCGCAGUCCAAGUCCCGGAAGAUCGCGAUCCUGGGCUACCGGUCUGUGGGGAAAUCCUCGUUGACAAUUCAGUUUGUUGAAGGCCAAUUUGUUGACUCCUACGACCCAACCAUAGAGAACACUUUCACAAAAUUGAUCACAGUAAAUGGACAAGAAUAUCAUCUUCAACUUGUAGACACAGCUGGGCAAGAUGAAUAUUCCAUCUUUCCCCAGACAUACUCCAUAGAUAUUAAUGGUUAUAUUCUCGUGUAUUCUGUGACAUCGAUCAAAAGUUUUGAGGUGAUUAAAGUUAUUCAUGGCAAGUUGUUGGACAUGGUGGGGAAAGUGCAAAUACCUAUUAUGUUGGUUGGGAAUAAGAAAGACCUGCAUAUGGAAAGGGUGAUCAGUUAUGAAGAAGGGAAGGCGUUAGCAGAAUCUUGGAAUGCAGCUUUUUUGGAAUCUUCUGCUAAAGAGAACCAAACUGCUGUGGAUGUCUUCAGGAGGAUAAUUUUGGAGGCAGAAAAAAUUGAUGGGGCCGCUUCACAAGGAAAGUCUUCCUGCUCGGUGAUGUAAUCCACUGCAGGACCGAGGCCCCCAGACCCAUCCUGCCUGGAGAGCAAACUGCCCGUCAUCCUCGAAGAUAAACUCCGCUUCGUUUUCCUCUGUUAACCUGGGAGAUUUGUUUGGGUCAGAGCCUUUCCCACCUCCCCCUUCAGAUUAUGUUGAACUCUGACUGUCCUGAGUUCACGUCCACUUUCAAAUUUUAAGCAAUCAUAUUUUCAAUUUAUAUAUUGUAUUUCUUAAUAAUAUUAUGACCAAGAAUUUUAUCGGCAUUAAUUUUUAAGUGUAGUUUGAUGUUUAAAAUAAUGUAAUCAUCAAAGAUGCAUAUUGUUACACUACUAUUAACUAGGCUUCCAUAUAUCAGUGUUUAUUUCAUUGUGUUAAAUGUAUACUUGUAAAUAAAAUAGCUGCAAACCUUAA